This is a messenger RNA of Tachysurus vachellii, 1787 nucleotides long. RefSeq names its product gamma-aminobutyric acid receptor subunit gamma-3. Gene Ontology annotation, molecular function: transmitter-gated monoatomic ion channel activity involved in regulation of postsynaptic membrane potential; inhibitory extracellular ligand-gated monoatomic ion channel activity; GABA-A receptor activity. The transcript is spliced from 9 exons. NCBI's taxonomy places the organism in Eukaryota, Metazoa, Chordata, Actinopteri, Siluriformes, Bagridae. The coding region runs from base 31 to 1374 and encodes 447 amino acids. Gene Ontology annotation, cellular component: synapse; GABA-A receptor complex; neuron projection. The record is from RefSeq and is a predicted model, not a curated record. Gene Ontology annotation, biological process: nervous system process; gamma-aminobutyric acid signaling pathway; chloride transport.
AAUCUGCGGUGAAACACGGAAAUUUAUAACAUGUCGGGCAAAUUUCUGCUCCAUGUCGUACUUCUGUGCGUGUUGCAUGCGUGUUUUCAAACUGUGGCAUCUGAAGAUGAGGAGUACGACGACGUGACCGUCAGUCAGAUGCUGUCGCCCAAAAAGAACGAGAUGGACGCCACGCAGAUCCUGAACAACCUCCUGAAGGAGUAUGAUAAGAAGCUCCGCCCGGACAUUGGAGUUAAACCGACUGUCAUCGAUGUCGAUAUCUUCAUUAACAGCAUCGGACCCGUCUCAUCCAUAAACAUGGAGUAUCAGAUCGACAUCAUCUUUGCUCAGACGUGGACAGACAGUCGGCUCAGAUACAACAGCACCAUGAAGAUAUUAACUCUAAACAGUAAUAUGGUGGGACUGAUCUGGCUUCCGGACACAAUCUUCAGAAACUCCAAGAACGCAGACUCGCAUUGGAUCACGACACCCAAUCAGCUACUCAGGAUAUGGAAUGAUGGGAAAAUACUUUAUACUCUCAGGCUGACUAUAAACGCUGAGUGUCAGCUGCAGCUCCAUAACUUCCCCAUGGAUGAACACUCCUGCCCACUCAUCUUCUCCAGCUAUGGAUACCCCCGAGAUGAAAUGAUAUACAAGUGGAGGAAGAAUUCAAUAGAAGCAGCAGAUCAGAAAUCCUGGAGACUUUAUCAGUUUGACUUCAUGGGGCUGAGGAACACCACAGAUGUCCUCAAGACCACAUCAGGUGACUAUGUGGUGAUGACAGUUUAUUUUGACUUGAGCAGAAGGAUGGGUUACUUCACCAUCCAGACCUACAUCCCCUGCAUCCUGACCGUCGUCCUCUCCUGGGUCUCCUUCUGGAUUAAAAAAGAUGCAACACCAGCCAGAACUGCUUUAGGAAUAACCACAGUGUUAACCAUGACCACGCUGAGCACAGUGGCCCGGACAUCGCUACCCAGAGUCUCCUACGUCACCGCCAUGGACCUCUUCGUCACCGUCUGUUUCCUCUUUGUGUUUGCGGCUCUCAUGGAGUACGCAACACUCAACUAUUACUCGUACAGUGUUCGCAGGCCGCUCUGUAACAAGACAAAACGACCGAACUACUCUGUGCUGGAUGUAGGACCUCCUCCUACAGUCAUCGCUCUGAACAACUCCAUGUACUGGCAGGAAUUUGAUGAUGCCUGUCUAUACGAGUGCCUGGAUGGGAAAGACUGCCAGAGCUUCUUCUGCUGCUAUGAAGAAUGCAAGGGAGGAGCCUGGAGGAAGGGCAGAGUCCACAUAGACAUUUUGGAACUGGACGCAUACUCGCGCGUAUUCUUUCCCACCUCUUUCUUGUUGUUUAACAUCGUCUACUGGGUAGGCUACCUCUAUCUUUAGCAAUCCACUCGUUUCCUUUUAGAAGACUUCGAGGACGUAAAACAAUGAUGGCACAGAGACUUUCAAAGGUACAGUCAAAAGGAAUGGAAACAGUUUUUGUUUAGUCAAAAGACCUUUCCGGUAGGUUGGGAAACAUAAAAAAAUAACACUUUGCCAUAACAAAGUUACAAGCAGAUACUUUCCAAGCCCUUAAGCUAAGGAGUCCGGCUCUUUCUACACAGUCGGAAGUCCACAGGCUUUUUGUCUGGUAGCAUUUCCCUGCCAGAAGUCUUUGCCUUUGUUCUUCAGGUACCAAGGAAAAAAAAUUCACUUAACACAGAAAUGUGGUGAUUUCAAUGAUGAGAAAGUCACAGUACAAGUGGAUAAAGCUGCUCUGAUGAUGGGAAAGGUGGGAAAACCUUGCAUAGCACAGC